Molecule: messenger RNA, 1950 nt
Organism: Penicillium brasilianum
Lineage: Eukaryota; Fungi; Ascomycota; Eurotiomycetes; Eurotiales; Aspergillaceae
Source: the annotation of a GenBank genome assembly
AUGAUUCUCAUAUCCACCUUGAUAGUGGUGGUCAGCUCGCUGCCCGGUAGGGGUGCCGAUGAGAUCGGGAACCAGGAACAGUCCGUCGACCGUCUUGUGUUCGCGCACUUUAUGAUUGGAAUCACGAGUGAUAGAAGCAGUGCUUUUGACUACGAUGAUGAUAUGAAGCGAGCCAGCUCGCUCGGAAUCGAUGCAUUUGCCUUGAAUAUUGGCGUCGAUCCCUACACUGAUCAACAGUUACAACUCGCGUACGCGUCUGCCGCUCGGAAUUCUAUAAAAGUAUUUCUGUCCUUUGACUUCAAUUGGUGGCACACGUCGCAAGUGAAUGAGAUUGGUCAAAAGAUAACUCAAUACGCCAGCUUACCAGCUCAAUUGAUGGUAGACAACAAGAUUUUUGUCUCCACAUUUUCCGGAGAUGACUUGGAUGUUGCUGCUCUUCGAGCUUCAGUUGGCAAGCCAAUAUUCUUCGCACCCAAUUUCCACCCAUCAUACGGGACAAACGUAUCUGCCGUGGACGGUCUUCUGAACUGGAUGGCAUGGCCGAACAAUGGCCAGAAUAAAGCUCCUACUUCCAGUCACAAUAUAUCUGUCGCAGAUGGCGACCGGGAAUAUGUCAAUGCACUGGGUGGAAAAGCAUAUGUUGCACCCGCAUCGCCUUGGUUCUUCACUCAUUUUGGUCCCGAAGUAUCUUAUAGCAAGAAUUGGGCUUUUCCAUCUGACCUCUUAUGGUAUGAUCGAUGGAAUGAAAUUCUGACUCUAGGACCUCGCUUCGUUGAAAUCGUGACGUGGAAUGACUAUGGCGAAUCUCACUACAUCGGGCCUCUUCAGUCUCAGCACACCGACGACGGUGCCUCUAAAUGGGUUAAUGACAUGCCCCAUGAUGGAUGGCUUGAUAUUUCCAAGCCUUUUAUUGCUGCGUUCAAAGACGGUGCGUCUUCGGUAAACAGCUAUAUCAGAUCUGAUGAGCUCAUCUAUUGGUAUCGCCCGGCUCCACGAAAUGUCAAUUGUGACUCGACGGACACUUGUAUGGUUCCAGCAAACAAUGCCAGUGGGAACUAUUUUCUUGGUCGACCCAACGGCUGGGACUCUAUGGAAGAUUCGGUCUUUGUGGUCUCUUUGAUGACAGCUCCCGCUUCUAUUCACGUCAACAGUGGAGGUACAGUUUACACUUACGAUGCUCCAAGUGGAGCCUCCGCACAAGCUGUCCCUAUGAAUGUCGGUGUCCAAAGCUUCUCCGUCACUCGCAAUGGGGCAAAUAUCCUAUCAGGAACAAGUUUGAAGCCUAUCAUUGAUGGAUGCGUGUGCGGCCUAUACAACUUCAACGCAUACGUUGGGACCUUACCCGCCGGAUUUAGCGAUCCCCUUCGUCCCGAUGGCCUUGCAGCAUUCCGCCAGGGCCUGCAUGUGGAGACUUGCGAAGCAUCACCAUCGCUGGGCACGGUGCCUCCUACCGCAAGUAUCACCUCAACUACGACGCUUUCUACCUCCACCAUAUCUACCACGUCUGCCACGACGAGCACAAUCACUACCUCGACCCCUCCUACCACCUCUACCACCACUUCCUCAGGUAUUCCGCAAACAACCUCUUGCCAAGGCUACACUUCUACAACAACGCGCACAUUCACUGCCACAAUCAUCCAAACGACGACGCAGACUCAGACCGUAACGCUUUCGGCCACAAGCUCUACAGCGAGAGGUAGUGGAAAAGACGUCUGUACGGGUGGAACAGGGCCGGGAAACUACAUUGGGCUAUGCGUCUUCUGCUGUCAAUUUGGAUAUUGUCCCCCAGGGCCUUGUACCUGUAAUCGGCACGGUCCAGCUGUCCCACCUCCGCCAUCUACGGGAGUUCGCGGGGUUCCUCUUCCUGGAGAAGGUAACUCGUAUUUAGGACUAUGUAGCUUUGCUUGUGACCAUGGAUACUGCCCUCCGACAGCCUGUACCACUGCAUGA